AUGAUAGCGACCACGCUACGAAAAGCUCGGCUGGCGCUACCUCAGUACCAUUCCCUGAUAGCCUUCAUUACCCACACCCAGUUUCCACGCUUUAGGUCUACCGCGUGCAACGUCCAGUUGAUUGGGGCCCUUUUUCGAGGCAGGUUUGGGUCGAAAAUUACGUCAAAUUUGCAAGAAGAGAGAAUAUUUGAAGCGGGAAAGGUUCAAGAUGCGAGAACAUCCAGUUAUUCAGUGGAAGGGACUGGGGAAACGAUAAACAGACACCCAGAGCUGACUCGUCAUAACCACGAGGAAUUCAACAAAACCAAAGCUGAGAAACACGAAAAGGCUGAUAUAUCCCACGAACCAGAGAUAAUAGACAACUCUAAAGACGAAUCCACUCUUCUCGAUACCUACGGCUAUUAUCGCGGUCUUGCCGACUCCGCCGUGGCGCCUUCUCACAACGUCCACGAUACCCACAUCCCAGGACUUCUUUCUGCCACCCCGUUGGAAAUAAAUGCCUCUGCCCCUCGUUUGGGCUCCUUGGUCGAGGUCAGGACAAACGGUCGCGUGCACUUUGGGGUAGUGACCAAACAGUCCCGUGGUCGCUUCCAAGAAUCGCACACAGCACUUGAGGUGUUUGCUGCUGAGGGAGAAUUCAUCUCGGUGCAGCCCUCAGACGUGACGUUACAUCUUCCCGGAUAUUUCAACCGGGAGUUAAUCCUAGCGAGUGAUAUCUACGAGGAGCAAAACUUACUAGAGAACAUCCAGCUCCACCUCAUCGAGAUGGUGCGCAGUGCUUUGGCGCUACGGAAGACCGCUUACCACUCCAUCUUUAAAUCUCUCCAUUCACACUUAUCCCGAGACUACGCCAUCAAUACGUUCAAGCUCGGAGAUACGGUUUCGUUGAUUUCCCGAAAUGGGGUUUCGUUUUCCGCAUUUCCGCUUCCCCAGCAGGCCGUCACGCUCUUGGCCUGCCAUCUCGAGUUCUCGUGUGUGCCUAAAGACUGGAUGGUACUCGGAGGCUACGGCGGCACCCGGCUCGUUCCGUCGUGCACUUACGCGGCAACCUCCAUCUACAGCCAGAGCGUCCUCUCCAGUGUGCUCCUACGCCUGAAUGAGGCUGACAUCGAGAGCUUCCGGUACACCCUAGCGGCAUUUUUGGCGAAAAAACCAUCGCCCUCGGUGCUCAAUGGUCACUUUGUCUAUGACAGACCAGCAGAAAACCGCAUCCUCCAGCUCUUGAAGCACUACAUCGUGUAUCCCCACGCCCGAAUCGAAAAAAGGGUAGCACAGAUCCUUGCUGGAAUUACAGAACCCUCUCCUAGCAGUGUUUAUCGGUUGUUAAUGGCUAUCGGAGUCUAUUCCACCACAACUGAUCCUUACCUUUCCGCUGGUUUUUACGGAAAGGUCCAGAAGUCCAAACUUGAAGCGUCCAACUUUGCCAGCAUCGAAGACACUUCUGAUGCCGAUAGCUUCCAGUCCAAUUUCAGCACCUUGGAUUCCAUGUACUUUGCUCGCACAGUGCUUGCGGAAACGCCCGUAUACGCCAUUCCUUCGCGGAGUCUCGCGGCCCUGGCCACCCCAGGGCUAUCUGAGUUGGCCUUUUCCGUGGACCAUAUCGACAAACACACCUCGGUGAUUCACUUCCACAUUCCUGACGUAGUCACCAAGCUCUCACCACACUUGCCGUUGUACCAAUGUUUGCGCCAAAAACUCCCGCCAUUCGCAGAAAAGACCCUCGACUAUAAAGACACGAGCAAGGCGUUUUUCCCCCGGAAUUUGCUCCCGAUCGCCACCUUUAAGGAAUCUGCAGAGCCUAUAACCUGUUUCACCGUAAGUAUGACUUACCGUAGCAAAAGUUCCGAUCUCGUUCAGACGUCUAUUUCGUUCAACUACUUGAAGGACAUCCGUCUUCUUAGAGAGGAUGAGUUGUCAGGGGUACUUGACUUCCACGAAAAGCACCAUCCAGCUAAUUUCAUGCCCCGGAAGGACUAUUCCUUGACGCGUGACGAUGAGGAAAAUAUUGGAACGGUCCGGAACAUGCUUAUGAGCCACAAGGAACAGCGCCGCCGCUGCUAUGCCGUGGAGACCAGUUUUCAGGCUCCCACCGUGAACGAGACACCGUCUGGCGAUCUCGAGUUGGUAUACAAGGGCAGAGACAUGAUUGACUUGUUUGUGAACGAAAUAAACGUCUUGAUGGGCGAGCUUGUGGGAAAGUUUGGCACGGCUAAAGGCUUGCCGUUGGCAUACCGCUCCCAGGAACUAGUGGAUAUCGAAAGCCAAGACGAAAAGGGGAUUGAGAUCUCACCCCGCUCGAUCUUGUAUCCCAAAUAUCAUGCCACCGCGUAUGAGCAUUUUUUCCUAGAGCCGAAUGUCGGGGGUUUGGCCCCGACUAAGUACGUUUGUGCCACCAAUCUCCUUGCGCCAGAAAUCGUUUCGUGUGUACCAUCGCCGGAGAAGGUUCACACGGGGUUAGGUCUCAAAAAUCUGUACGUGAGGAUCCACUGUCCGCUCUCGGACUUUGAGGCGAUGCUAAACCAGUACCAGCUCCUUUCUCAUUGCAUCAGAGAGUCGUACUGUCAGACGGCUGUUAAGCGCAGACACAUUCUUCUACGUGGCUAUGAUGUGAACGCCCUAACCGCUCUGGAAUUGCACGGUGUUUACAAAUCUGUGGCAGCAGCGGAAAUGUCCCGCGCCGUGGUGAGGCAGAACAUGCACACGUAUUGGACAUUGCGUUACUUGGAGCAGGAGCUUCGGAGGGAGGCCGAUCCGGCUCAGGACUACACGUUUAUUUUUAAGUGUGUGGUUUUACAGAGUUCGUCUACAUCCCCCGCAAAGGCUUACUGUAUGGAAUUAGGUAUUGACGUUGAUGUGGUGGUCAAGCCGGGAGAGUCGAUGACAAUCGGCGACAGGAUUAUCUGUUCGCGGGUGGUUAUUUUGAAUCCACUAGCGGGGAAACUUGUUUUAAUGUGA
This is a messenger RNA of Babjeviella inositovora NRRL Y-12698, 2955 nucleotides long. RefSeq lists its product as uncharacterized. The record is from RefSeq and is a predicted model, not a curated record. Bases 1 to 2955 code for a protein of 984 amino acids. The transcript has a single exon. Lineage: Eukaryota; Fungi; Ascomycota; Pichiomycetes; Serinales.